UGCCAAGCGAGGUGAUCCAAGGAUAAGGAGGAGCAGGGAAGUGCCCCAGUUUGCAGAAACCCCGAGUGCUGUCACAACUGCAGACGCCUCCAUUGUGCCGCGGUGUUUUCCUCGUGGCUCCCUCCCUUUGGGGAUGUUUCAUUAAUCUCCCUGGAUCUGGCAGUUGUGAAACAGCAACUUCAGAAUGCGAUGCCUGGCCAAGGAUGGGUGGCAGAGCUGAAGGCAUCCGGGGCUCGCUGCAGCCCAAAUGUAACUCCAGCAACUUCCAGGGAUGGCUGGAGAGAAGGAAUUUCCACUCCCUGGAGCUCUGCAUCCCUAAUAAUCACCCCCAGCCUCCUGGAACGCAAGAUAUCCUGGCAAUGAGCAGGCUGCAAAUCAAAGCAGCUGCUCCACCAACGUCCUGCAGCCAGGGCAGGAGACUGGUUUGGGCUGGGGAGCUCCACCAGCACUGCCCACUUCACACCCACACAGGGGGUGCUGGGGCCAGUGAAGGCAGGAGUGGACUCGGCUCCAUCCUGGUAGCUCCAAAAUUAGAUCCAGCCCAAGGGACCACUGCCUUCAGCAAAGAUCCCCCGCUCCAGCGCACAGGGACCCCCCGAGCCCGGCCAGGACCCCCCUGUCCCCGCAGCGCUCGUCCCCCCGCAGCGCAAUGGGGAAGCAGAACAGCAAACUCCGGCCGGAGAUGCUCCAGGACCUGCGGGAAAACACGGAGUUCUCCGACCUGGAGCUGCAGGGCUGGUACAAGGGCUUCCUGAAGGACUGUCCCUCGGGCAUGCUGGACGUGGAGGAGUUCAAGAAGAUCUACGCCAACUUCUUCCCUUAUGGCGACGCCUCCAAGUUCGCCGAGCACGUUUUCCGCACCUUCGACACCAACGGCGACGGCACCAUCGACUUCAGGGAGUUCAUCAUCGCCCUGAGCGUCACCUCCCGCGGCAAGCUGGAGCAGAAGCUCAUGUGGGCCUUCAGCAUGUACGACCUGGAUGGCAACGGCUACAUCAGCCGGGAGGAGAUGCUGGAGAUCGUGCAGGCCAUCUACAAAAUGGUCUCCUCUGUCAUGAACAUGCCUGAAGACGAAUCCACCCCGGAGAAAAGGACGGACAAAAUCUUCCGACAGAUGGAUACUAAUAACGAUGGGAAGCUCUCUCUGGAGGAGUUCAUCAUAGGGGCCAAGAGCGACCCGUCCAUCGUGCGCCUGCUGCAGUGUGACCCCAGCGGGGCCAUGCAGUUCUGAGCCCCACGGACCCCCAGAGCCCCCCCUGCCACCCCCCACCCUGCAGAUGUCACUGUCCCUUGCCCAGGUCCUGUAGUCCCCGCUGUGCCCCCACAGCCCCUGGUGGGAUGAGAGCUGGAGCUUGGCUGGUAUUGGGGUGAGGGGGGCCCUGGGGACAGUCCCCAUCCCUGGGGGGCUCCUGCACUGGCUGCACUGGUGGAAGGGGGGCCCUGAGUGAGGACAGUCCCCCAGCACCGGGGCUUGGAGCAGGAGGGGACAGGCUGGUGGCCAAGCCACUGCUCAGGUGUGGGGACACAGCCCAGGGGACAAAGCCCUGGUGGCUGGGGGGUCCCCAGCACCCAGCCCCACGUGGAGACACCACCACAGGCAGCCCCUUCCCCACGGAGGGG
Onychostruthus taczanowskii (white-rumped snowfinch) is the source of this 1620-nucleotide messenger RNA. RefSeq names its product hippocalcin (gene HPCA). The record is from RefSeq and is a predicted model, not a curated record. Gene Ontology annotation, molecular function: calcium ion binding. The transcript is spliced from 4 exons. Lineage: Eukaryota; Metazoa; Chordata; Aves; Passeriformes; Passeridae. Bases 650 to 1231 code for a protein of 193 amino acids.